Molecule: messenger RNA, 489 nt
Organism: Pseudocercospora fijiensis CIRAD86
Lineage: Eukaryota; Fungi; Ascomycota; Dothideomycetes; Mycosphaerellales; Mycosphaerellaceae
Exons: 3
Coding region: 1-489 (162 amino acids)
Source: RefSeq, a predicted model, not a curated record
AUGAAGUCCAUCAUCAUCCUCGCCAUCACCGCUCUCUUGAGUCUUGUCUCCGCCAUGGAGGACAUGAAUGGCUUUAAGAUGCUACGAAUGGAGCGUAACGUAGAACCCGUAUACAAGAAAUUCAAAGUUCGUGGACUGUACCCAGGCGCACCCAAAUUUCCGUCACCAGGCGCACCCAAAUCUUCGUCACCAGGCGCACCCAAAGGAUCGCCUGGCCCAACCAAGACUGGCCACGGUGGUUGCGACAAUCAUGAUGUGGAAAUACAUACAGACUGUGGGGCUGGCUAUAUGGGAAAUUGCCUCAACGGUAAACCCAAUUGCCAUCUGACCAACCCAGGUGCGGCGUGUGCUGCCCAAGGUGGCUUAUACAUGAACACGUAUAAAGACAAAAACGGCAACGAAUGCUGUCUGGCCGGAUGCCAUUACGGCGAUCCAGGUUGCCCGGAAGCUGCAAAUAAAGCAUCGGACUCACAUCAUCCUUGCGGUUAA